This is a messenger RNA of Arxiozyma heterogenica, 981 nucleotides long. RefSeq names its product NEDD8-activating protein UBA3 (gene UBA3). NCBI's taxonomy places the organism in Eukaryota, Fungi, Ascomycota, Saccharomycetes, Saccharomycetales, Saccharomycetaceae. The transcript has a single exon. Bases 1 to 981 code for a protein of 326 amino acids. Gene Ontology annotation, molecular function: NEDD8 activating enzyme activity. Gene Ontology annotation, biological process: protein neddylation. The record is from RefSeq and is a predicted model, not a curated record. Gene Ontology annotation, cellular component: cytoplasm; nucleus.
AUGAAUAUAUUAAUCCUAGGAGCUGGUGGCUUAGGGUGUGAACUGUUGAAAAAUGUCUCUAUGAUGGUGAUCAGGCAAGAGAUUCAAGUAAACAAAAUCACUAUCAUAGACAUGGACACCAUAGAAUUAACAAAUCUAAACCGCCAAUUUAUGUUUACAGAUGAAGACAUUGGUCUGAAUAAAUCCGAAGUAGCAGCUAAAUAUAUAUCGAACAAAUUUAAAAAAAUGGUUAAUGUGGUCCCAAUAGUCCAAGAUUUAACUCUUUUAAACAAAGAAUUUUAUCAAGAUUUCCAGUUAAUAUUAUCUGGCUUGGAUUCCGUGGAAGCACGUAGAUAUGUUAACCAGAUAUGUGUCCAGAUUGCCUACGAGAGCCAAUUUAAUAGCAUCAUUCCGUUGAUUGAUGGCGGUCUAGAGAGUCUUAAGGGUCAUGUAAAGUUGAUUAUCCCCGGUGUGACUGCAUGUUGGGAAUGCUCAAUUUCUACAUUACCUACGCAGGGCACGACAGAAAACUCAACUGGACCAAAGAUCGGGAAUGUACCAUUAUGUACCAUUGCCACGAAUCCAAGAUCGAUUGAACAUGUUAUUGAACAUGUGUAUAUUAAAGCGUUGGAGAACAGUAAUAAAGAUAAAGACAAACAAAACUUCUAUUUACAUGAAAAUUGGGAUCAAGAUGAUAAUGUAAUUAAAAGACUGUUUCGUGAAUGUGAAGAACGUGCAAUCAGAUAUAAUAUUCCAAGGGACCAACUAACAAUACACCAUAUGUUAGGUAUAAUGAAAAGAAUUAUACCAAAUGUCUGUACUACAAAUGCAAUGAUUGCAGCAGAAUGUUGUAUGGAAUUGUAUAAGAUAUACAACGAUUUAAUAGAUUUUGAAGGUGAACCAAAAAACUUCUUAAUGAUGAAUGGAAAUAGAGGUCAAUUCUAUUAUAAAUUCACUUAUCAAAGGGACCCAAGAUGUCCAGUUUGUAAUAUUAUACCUUGA